Molecule: messenger RNA, 8138 nt
Organism: Colius striatus (speckled mousebird)
Lineage: Eukaryota; Metazoa; Chordata; Aves; Coliiformes; Coliidae
Gene: ABCC4
Product: ATP binding cassette subfamily C member 4 (PEL blood group)
Exons: 31
Coding region: 89-4081 (1330 amino acids)
Biological process (GO): transmembrane transport
Cellular component (GO): plasma membrane
Molecular function (GO): ATP hydrolysis activity; ATP binding; ABC-type transporter activity
Source: RefSeq, a predicted model, not a curated record
GCGGCGGCGGCUGCCGCGGUGGGAAGUCGCCUCUGGUCCUGCGCCUUCGCCGCUGCCGGGCGGGGGGGGGGUUGGCGCGGCGAGCAGCAUGGAAGCGGUACCACGCGAGGAGAAGCCCAACCCGCUGCAGGAUGCCAACCUCUGCUCCCGGCUUUUCUUCUGGUGGUUGAAUCCUUUAUUUAUUAUUGGCCAUAAACGGAAACUUGAAGAAGAUGAUAUGUAUAAAGUGCUGCCAGAAGAUUCUUCAGAGAAGCUUGGAGAGGAAUUGCAGUGGUACUGGGAUAAAGAAGUGCAAAAAGCAAAAAAGAGAGGAAAAACACCACAUUUAACAAAAGCCAUUAUUCUUUGUUACUGGAAAUCCUAUUUAGUUUUUGGAAUUUUCACAAUGAUUGAGGAAACCCUCAAAAUAAUUCAGCCAAUAUUUUUGGGAAAAAUUAUUAAUUAUUUUGAAAAAUAUGAUCCCUCAGAUGAGGUAGCUUUGAAUUUUGCAUAUUGCUACGCAGCUGCUCUGUCUGUGUGCACGCUUAUUCUAGCUAUAAUGCACCACUUAUACUUCUAUCAUGUACAGCGGGCUGGCAUGAAGCUGAGGGUAGCUAUGUGUCAUAUGAUUUAUCGGAAGGCACUUCGUCUCAGUAACGUAGCGAUGGCAAAAACUACCACUGGUCAAAUAGUAAAUCUUCUGUCAAAUGAUGUCAACAAAUUUGAUCAGGUAACGAUUUUCUUGCACUUUUUGUGGGCUGGACCAAUUCAAGCUGUAGCAGUAACAGUGCUUCUCUGGAUGGAGAUAGGCCCAUCGUGUCUUGCAGGAAUGGCAGUUCUGAUUAUUCUUCUUCCUAUCCAGACCUGCAUUGGAAGGCUUUUUUCUUCCCUAAGAAGCAAAACAGCUGCCUUAACAGAUGUCAGGAUUAGGACCAUGAAUGAAGUUAUAAGUGGCAUGAAGAUAAUAAAGAUGUACGCUUGGGAAAAAUCAUUUGCCGACCUUGUGAAUAACUUGAGAAGGAAGGAGAUUGCCAUGGUUAUGAAAAGCUCCUACCUUCGAGGACUGAACUUGGCCUCUUUCUUUGUGGCAAGCAAAAUAACGGUGUUCAUGACUUUCAUGGCCUAUGUGCUACUGGGCAAUGUUAUCUCUGCAAGUCGGGUGUUUGUCGCGGUGUCCUUGUAUGGUGCAGUAAGACUGACAGUCACUCUCUUCUUCCCUGCGGCUGUUGAGAGAGUGUCCGAGGCAGUGGUUAGCAUACGACGAAUCAAGAACUUUCUGGUACUCGAUGAAGUCUCACACUGCACGCCGCAACUGCAUAGUAACAAUGAGAACAUCAUUCUCCAUGUUCAGGAUUUGACUUGCUAUUGGGAUAAGAAUUCAGAAAGCCCAGCACUUCAACAACUUUCGUUUACUGUCAGACAAGGGGAAUUACUGGCAGUGAUUGGUCCUGUGGGAGCUGGAAAAUCUUCGCUCUUAAGUGCUGUGCUUGGUGAGCUGCCUAAAGACAAAGGUUUGAUAAACGUUACUGGAAGAAUUGCCUAUGUUUCUCAGCAGCCUUGGGUGUUUUCUGGUACAGUAAGAAGUAAUAUACUGUUUGACAAGGAAUAUGAGAAAGAAAAGUAUGAAAAAGUUUUGAAAGUCUGUGCUCUCAAAAAGGACUUGGAGUUAUUAGAAAAUGGUGACCUAACAGUAAUAGGAGACCGUGGAGCUACGCUGAGUGGGGGACAGAAGGCCCGUGUAAAUCUGGCCAGAGCUGUGUAUCAAGAUGCAGACAUCUAUCUUUUGGAUGAUCCCCUGAGUGCAGUAGAUGCUGAAGUCGGAAGACAUUUGUUUGAAAAAUGUAUUUGUCAGGCCUUACAUCAGAAGAUCUCUGUUUUGGUCACUCAUCAGCUGCAAUAUCUCCGUGCUGCAAAUCAGAUUCUGAUUUUAAAAGAUGGUAAAAUGGUGGGGAAAGGUACCUAUUCAGAGUUCCUGAGAUCUGGCAUCGACUUUGCUUCCCUUUUGAAAAAAGAUGAGGAGGUAGAACAGUCAUCAGUUCCAGGAACCCCCAACUUGAAGUCUGCGCGGAGCCGAACCUUCUCAGAGUCCUCUGUCUGGUCCCAGGAUUCUUCUGUCCACUCACAGAAAGAUGGAGCAGUGGAACAACCACCUCCUGAAAAUGCACUGGCUGCUGUGCCAGAGGAGAGUCGCUCUGAGGGAAAAAUAAAAUUCAAGGUUUAUAGAAAAUAUUUCACUGCAGGAGCAAACUACUUUGUGAUUUUUAUACUUAUAGUAUUCAAUAUUUUGGCACAGGUGGCAUACGUGCUCCAGGACUGGUGGCUUUCUUACUGGGCAAAUCAUCAAGAAAAGUUGAAUGUCACAACAAAUGGGAAUAAUGGAGGGAAUGAGACUGAACAUUUAGACCUUAACUUUUAUUUGGGAAUUUACGCAGGUUUGACAGUGGCCACAAUACUGUUUGGCAUAAUAAGGAGUCUACUGGUGUUUCAAGUUCUUGUUAAUUCUGGUCAGAAUUUGCACAACAAAAUGUUUCAGUCCAUUUUGACAGCACCUGUCUUGUUUUUUGACAGAAAUCCUAUAGGAAGAAUCUUAAAUCGUUUCUCCAAAGAUAUUGGCCACCUGGAUGACUUGCUUCCAUUGACAUUUUUGGACUUUGUGCAGACUCUCCUACAGAUUUUUGGUGUGGUGGCUGUGGCUGUGGCAGUGAUUCCUUGGAUACUCAUCCCUUUAAUUCCACUAUUUAUUCUUUUCAUUUUUCUUCGACGAUAUUUCUUAGACACUUCAAGAGAUAUUAAACGUCUGGAAUCCACAACUCGAAGUCCAGUGUUUUCCCACUUGUCAUCAUCCCUCCAGGGACUUUGGACUAUUCGGGCUUUGAAAGCAGAGGAAAGAUUUCAAAAAUUGUUUGAUGCACACCAAGACCUCCACUCAGAGGCCUGGUUUCUAUUUUUGACGACCUCGAGGUGGUUCGCUGUGCGUCUGGAUGCCAUCUGUGCUGUUUUUGUUAUAGUGGUUGCUUUUGGUUCCCUGCUUCUUGCCAAGACUUUGAAUGCAGGGCAGGUUGGCUUGGCGCUCUCCUAUGCAAUCACCCUUAUGGGAACAUUCCAGUGGGGUGUUAGGCAAAGUGCUGAAGUUGAAAACCUGAUGAUAUCAGUAGAAAGAGUAAUGGAAUACACAGAACUCGAAAAAGAAGCACCUUGGGAGACCAACAAGCAUCCACCCCCUGAUUGGCCAAGCCAAGGAAUGAUAGCAUUUGAAAAUGUUAACUUCACUUACAGUCUAGAUGGACCUUUGGUGUUAAGACAUUUAUCUGUUUUAAUUAAACCAAAAGAAAAGGUUGGAAUAGUGGGAAGAACCGGUGCUGGGAAGAGCUCUCUGAUAGCAGCCCUCUUUCGCUUGGCAGAACCCGAAGGAAAGAUUUGGAUUGAUAAGUAUUUGACAUCAGAGCUAGGACUCCAUGACUUGAGGAAGAAAAUUUCAAUUAUACCUCAGGAGCCUGUUUUAUUCACUGGAACAAUGAGGAAAAACUUAGAUCCUUUCAAUGAACACACCGAUGAAGAACUGUGGAAUGCCUUGGAAGAGGUGCAGCUGAAGGAGGUUGUGGAAGAUCUACCUAAUAAAAUGGAGAUGCAGCUGGCAGAAUCUGGGUCUAAUUUUAGUGUUGGUCAGAGACAGCUGGUGUGUCUUGCCAGAGCGGUUCUAAAAAAAAAUCGGAUCCUUAUCAUCGAUGAAGCAACAGCAAAUGUAGACCCAAGAACAGAUGAGUUCAUUCAAAGGACAAUCCGUGAGAAGUUUGCUCACUGCACAGUGCUGACCAUCGCGCACCGGUUGAACACUAUUAUUGACAGUGACAGGAUUAUGGUUUUAGAUGCGGGAAGACUGAAAGAAUAUGGUGAACCUUACAUUUUGCUGCAAGAACAAGAUGGCUUGUUUUACAAAAUGGUGCAACAAGUGGGCAAGACAGAAGCAGCUUCUCUGAUUGAAACAGCAAAACGGGUGUACUUCAGUAAGAAUUACCCAGAAGUUGUUCAAAAUGGUCAGCUUGCCACAGACUCCUCCUCGGAUCCUUCCUCAGGAUUGUGCAUAACUGAAACUGCACUGUGAUUCCUAAUAUAACUUGUAACUGUUUCCCAUAGAAUGUAAACCUUAAGUCAUCUAAAUUCAGUGGCAAUAUUUGCAAGUGUCAGCGGGAGAGGAAAGGGUAGGAGGCGAUUCUUUGCACUGGACAUCCUUCCUAUUUAAUACUGAGAAGAAAUAUUUUACUGUUCCUUUCUUUCUUUAAUUUCAGUGCAAUAUGUUUCCGUUUCCAACUAUGUAUUGCUAAGGAAAUUAGGCAGUCAGUUUUUAUUUGAAAGUUACAUGGCAGAGAUCUCUUUUAUUUAAACAGGUGCAGGACACCUAACAGGUCUAGGGUGCAUAUUUGGAGCGUCUUACUAAAACAAAAAGAUGGAGUGCAUCCUUUUUUCAGGAGUAUUUUGAGGGUGAGAAAAACCAAAAUGUUUUCAGUGUGGCUUUAGCAGGACAGCUGUGUGUAAACAGCAGAUUCGAUAGGAUACAAGUUGAUUGUGUAGUUCAGCAGUCUUUCUACGUGUCAUAAGUAGCUAUGCAGGUUGGUAGGAAAAAAAAAAUUGAACAAGCCAAAAAUACUUUUUCUUUUUGAUAGCAAAAAGUACUAUAUAUACUUAUUUUUUUAAUAAAUAAUUCAAAUAAUGCUGUUUGAGAUGAAUGUAAAUAUUAGUUUAUUCUGCUGAAAUCCAAAUGCUGAAAAAUCAAUCCCAAUCUUCUGUACUUUAGAAGAAAACUACCACAUUUGCACUGAGUAAGUAUUUAAAUAAUUUAACAUACAUUCCUCUUUUUAUGCAGGUUAUCAAAGAAAAAAAGGUAUUAAAAUAACUUGAGGAAAUAUUUGAAUGACAUGUCAUUAUACCUAAAUACUGUGUAGUGCAAAGUUAUCUUCAACACAGCACAUUGAAAUGUAUACAUUAUUUGCAUUUAUUGUGCCUUAAUAUUUGUGCCUUCAAGCCAAAGCUGUAACUGCAGGGUACAUAACAAAUUCAUUAAAUAUAUGUUAAAAAUAUGUAACCUUAGUAUAUUUAAAGUUUUGCAUCAGGGGUGUUAUUGAACUCGAGCUGUUUGAAGUUACCAUCCCACCAGAACAGGUAGAAAAAGUGCAACUUGUAGAUUUUAGUGGCGGUUGCUGAUAGUGAGAGGCAUGCGGUGAGAGAAAGGGGUUUGGCAUUUGCGAGUUAUAUCCUGAUUCAGCAAAACGCUUUAAUACAAAGGCACUGUUUCUAUGUUUAAAAGAAAUAAUAAAAAUCAAGCAAGUGCUGUGCUCCUUCAGAUUUUUUCGGGUUUAUUGAGAUACCUACUCUUUGAGGUCCAGCAAAAAAGAAAUCUAUUCAUCUUACUGUUUGGAGGGCACAGGAGAGACUGAAAGGCAACGGAUCUCUUCAGGACAUGGAAAACACAAAUGUUUCUCAUUUCAAGCAGUUCUACCAGCAAAUAACUAACUAACAAAAUCACCCUUUCCUUGUCAAGGCCAAAGCCUGUGCCUCAGCACAAGAGCUUGUACAGAUGGAUUUUGGUCUGCUCGGGAGUCAGCCAGCCCAGCAGUGAAAGGUAGAAUCCUCCCUGCAGUGAGAAUUGCUGUCCUUCUCUGAGAUCUUGGGAGAGAGGACCUCUUGUCCUUAGCUUGCUUUUGGCAGGUUCUGAUGUUUCUUCUGUGGCACCUUACACAAUAACAAAUUCCCUUGAGAUCAGUGGAACUGAACUGGGUGCAGUCAUGCCCAUCAUGAGGCUUGUGCCACGUCUGGUGCUAAACAACAGUCACCGACAGCUACCUGUCCCCAAAGCCACGUGGCUCAGAUUGGCUCGUGCAAGGGGUGCUUAUGACUAACCCUUCUGAGAGCACACCAGCCACCUCCACUUUGUCUUCCUCAGGCUCACGCGGUCCACUUACAGACCUAGCACGCAGUUACCAUCUAAUGUGUUUUACUGUGCUUCCUUCGUCAAUUCAAAUUAUCUGAGAUAAGGACAAGCCUAUUCUGCACCUCAGCAGAGUAGUGUUUGUAUUGCAGAGGUUAUGUGAAGAAGGAGAGCAGCGUUUGAGUGCAUAAAGUCACGUGGGAUAAUGCAAGCAAACUGUGAAGCAUAAAAUAAGUUCAACCUGCGUGAUCCUGUCUGUAACUGACUUUCUGGAAGGGAUCCACAGUGUGAACCAUUGCUCAAGCUUUGUCAUGGAGAGACCUGGCUGGAGUGGUCCAAAACAGAGCUUAGGUGAGCUGACCAGAAAGGCAGUGUCAACGCUUUCUAGAGCCUGGUGCUUGAGCCCAUUUGUUUACCUUUUUUUAUGGAGAAGUGUGGACAAAUCCAGAGUCUGUGUUUUACAAUAGUGAAUUAUUUUUAUUUCUAAAUAAUUAGUUCUUAGUAUGAUGGAUCAUAAUACCCUGAGGCUUUUAAAUGCUCUGGGAGAAGACCACAGUCUCAAGGCUGUAUACUUUGAGUCUGUAUUUUUUUAUGAGAACCACGGAGAUAUGCAUGCGUAAACCAAGGGUAUAAUUACAGUCUUAGUUCAUUUCAGCUCUGAAAUGAAUCUAUGGUAAGUUAUAUUUCAGAGCAGAGCUCCAAAACGCUGGCUGCUGCAGACUCAGUGGUAUGAGACCCUGACAGAUCUAGCAAUCAGUCUAUGAGCUAGAAUUAAUUUGAUCCUGUAGCUUUUUGAAUGUGCACAAAAAUGUUAGGUAUCUCUAAAAAUGCUGAUUCUCCUUCUUCACAUGUUUUGGCAGGACAUUACUGGCUGUAGGUAUCAAAUAUCAAUGUAGGAUAAAGUAAUUUUGUUACAAAAUCACACCUAAAACCCAUAAAUUGCUGAGUAGAACAAGUGAUCGUGAGCCAUUUGUGUCUGUCAUUGGCAUUAUAUCAUCUUUUUACCUUUCAAGUAACAAAAUAUUUCAAUCAGGAAGUUGGCUUUUGGAUUCUUUGGUUGGUUUUGCCAUCGAUAAGUUGUUUUGUUUAGAUGACUGGUAGCUAAGAUUGACCAGUUUCAUUUGAGUCGAGUAAAAAAAUACAAUGUACCUGAGUGACAAAACCUGCUUCAGGGAUGAGAAAGGCCUUCGUUUGGUGAAAGUCUUUAAUGAACAAGUUAACUUUCCAGCAAAGCAGUUUCUGUUUCCGUUUAAAGAAAAGUUCAAAUAGUUCUUAAACCUCCACGUUGAAAAAUGUCACGCUUUAUUUGGAAAUGGCAAAUCAUGUUACCACAUCAGCUGCAUUCCUUCCUGAGGAUCUUGAAAAAAAAGAACUCAGUCUUCGGAGUUAUUCAAGCCUUUAAAAUAUGUCUUCACCGUGAGGUGCCUUAAAGUAAUUCCAGAGUCUUGUUUCUAAUCAAUAUCAUUUUAUACAGCAAUACUGAAAAUCAUCAGUUACAGAACUGGUGUUUGUUUGGUGUAAAAGACAAGGAACAGCUUCUACUUCUGAUCUCAAGGAUUGUUCUUCAGGCGUUCAUUUGGGUAUACCUUUGCUCCACUCCUCAAAAGGUGACCACUGGGAGAGUCAAAACCGACACACUUCUCAAGGAUAGGUUAUCUCCCGUUUUGCUUGUUUUCAGGGCAAAAUUGUCUUAAGUGAACUGAACCAGAGCUCAUUUGCCAGAUACGCAUAGUCUGUGGUACCAUUCAUACUGCCCUUUGGUAGAAGGAGGACUUUCUGACCAACAUCGGUAAUGCUGCUUAAGUUGAUGUUGAUGGUUUCAUUUAAUCUUCUCAAUACGUGUCUAAAAUGUGGUUGCACAAAGAAUCAGAAGAUGGAAAAAAGAUCCAAGAGUCAAAGAAACUGUCCUGAAAAUGCUGCUUUCUGUGUUGGUCUGACCCUUUGAAAUAUUUCACUUUAAAGUUUUCCUGUUUGGAGAUGGGGAGAAAGAAUGGAGAUCUCUUCUUUCCUGUGAUGGUGUUGAGCAUCUGACACAUUAACAGAAGGAUGUGGCUUUCUGUGUAUGUUUUACACGGUGUAACAGUGCACUGCUUUUUCAUCUUUUUAACUCUGGUUUUGUUUUGGUUUUUUGCACUCAUGUAAUAAUUUGAUUUUGAUACUGCUGUGGAAUUAUUUCUUUUGUUGAUGUUCAUGUGACAACUCCUGCCAUACAAUAAAAGGCGUUUCUCAGAAGCGU